Messenger RNA from Poecilia latipinna (sailfin molly), 1436 nucleotides. It is a transcript of the gene nthl1, whose product is annotated as nth-like DNA glycosylase 1. Lineage: Eukaryota; Metazoa; Chordata; Actinopteri; Cyprinodontiformes; Poeciliidae. Gene Ontology annotation, cellular component: nucleus. Gene Ontology annotation, biological process: nucleotide-excision repair; base-excision repair, AP site formation; base-excision repair. Gene Ontology annotation, molecular function: DNA binding; DNA-(apurinic or apyrimidinic site) endonuclease activity; oxidized pyrimidine nucleobase lesion DNA N-glycosylase activity. The record is from RefSeq and is a predicted model, not a curated record. The coding region runs from base 64 to 1278 and encodes 404 amino acids. The transcript is spliced from 6 exons.
UAAAUCCCCCGUGGAGCUGAGAGACUACGAUCCUGAAACCAACUUCAUGUACUGCCCUGUGCAAUGCUUCGUAAUGUCCGCUGUGGGAAGACGAGGCUGUGUUAUGUAGUUCAGAGUUUGAAAAUGAGUUCUCCGUACUUCAUGCAAAGCAGCUCUGUUCUCACCCGGAGCAGCAGUCUCGGCGCGGGCGGUGGACCCGCGGCCUCUCUGAGGUCCAAACUCAGCAGCAGACAGAGGGAUGUGGACGCCGUUCCUGCACGGAAGGUGAAGGUGGAGGAGGCGACAGUAUCCGAAGAGAAGCCCUCUUUGACCCCUUCAUCCAGCGAUGGCUGCCAGGAACGCCUCCGGCCAAUCACAGAGAUUGAAGCGUCAUCGCCGCCGCCGCCGCCUCGCGGUCGCAGGAGGAGACAGGUUAAGGUGGAGUAUGACGAAGACGAUGGCGCCUCCCGGGUAAAGGCGGAGCACUGGGAGCCUCCAGACUGGACGAAGCAGUUGGGUUUCAUCCGUGAGAUGAGGAGCGGUCGAGACGCCCCAGUGGACAACAUGGGAGCUGAGAAAUGCUACGACACACAAGCCCCCGCACAUGUGAGGCGUUUCCAGGUGUUGGUGUCGCUCAUGCUGUCCAGCCAGACAAAGGACCAGGUGACGGGCGCAGCGAUGCAGAGGCUUCGGGCGCAUGGCUGCACAGCAGAGAAUAUAGUCGCCACCGACGACAAGAAGCUGGGAGAGCUCAUCUAUCCCGUCGGCUUCUGGAGGAACAAGGUGAAGUUUCUGAAGCAGACGUCGGCCAUGCUGGUGACGGAGUUCGGGGGAGAUAUCCCGAACAGCGUGGAGGGUCUGGUUCGCCUCCCGGGAGUCGGACCUAAGAUGGCCCACCUGGCUAUGGACAUCGCCUGGGACCAAGUGUCUGGCAUAGGAGUGGACACGCAUGUGCAUCGCAUCUCCAACAGGCUGGGCUGGCUCAAGAAACCAACCAAAAACCCAGAAGACACACGCAAGGCUCUGGAGGAGUGGUUGCCAAGGGAGCUGUGGAGCGAGAUCAACUGGCUGCUGGUUGGUUUUGGACAGCAGGUUUGUCUUCCAGUCAGCCCGCUCUGCUCCGUGUGUCUGAACCAGCACAGCUGUCCAUCCGCACACAAAUGUUCUCCCGCAAAGAGACCCAAACCGGGAUCACCACGCUCUCCAGGUCCAUCGCGCAAAUUUAAGGUCGAAUCUGAACCUGAACAGGAAAGUGAUGGCAGAAGUAAGUCGGCAGCAAACCAGAAGCCACCAGACUAAGAAGGAGUGUAAAAAAACAACAACACUGAGCUGCUGACUUAUGAUGUUGGACAGAAAAAACACAAUGUGUUUCAUAAUUAAACACAUGCAGUGAUUGAUAGGAAUAUUUUUGUACUAUUUUAUUUUUUCAACUCAAAUAAAUAAAGUGAGAACUGAAG